CAGAGUCGUACCAAAAUCGAAAUUGUGAAAAAUAUUUUCCAAAAUUAAAAUAAACGAUAAAAUAACCUAACCUGAUCAUAAAGCCCUAACAAGUUUAUAACAAAAAGCUUUUUACGUAGCAUGCUCUGACAUAAUUUUGGUCUCGUUAAUAGUUAAAAAAAAAUUUUUUUCUGACAAGUAUCAAAAAGAGAAAUAGUUUAGACACAUUGGGCCGUAUGAAUAAAACGUAGCAUGCUUGAAUCUCGGUAGUAAAUGCUACGUGUGGAUCACGUUCCUGUCAAAACAUGCUACAAACUGUAGUAUUUACUACAAGUUUUCGGUAGGUAGCUCUAGAGGUUGCUACUCGUGUGUUUGCUGAUAAAGUGAAGUACAGAAAUUAAAAAAGUGGCAUUUUUACAGAUGUAAGUACGUUUCUUGCUUUGUGCAUGCUUAUGCCAGCUUUUCCGGCUCUGUGUCGAUACGGUAUACAGUAAAUGCUCAAUAUUCGAACUUGUUUUUUAUUCAUACCAAACCGCGUUAUACUCUGUGGACUUUGUUUUUGAGAAGAUACUACAAGGGGACGGGUAUAGCGUGAUGGGUAAGUCGAUGCCUUUCACGCAGCCCGCCUGGGUUCGAUUCCUAACCCCGCACAAAGGCUCAGAAAGUUUUUCUGGCCCGUAGAGGCGAAUGGCAUUAAUGUUAAAGCCUCUAUAAUCGAAACAAAAAAAAAAGAUACUACAAACAACAGACUUUACUACAUUUUAUUCAUACGGCCCAAUGUGUUGAUCGGGAAGCUCUGUCAAUAUGGUUGUGAAUGGUUUAAAAUUUUGGAAAAAUUACUCGACUUUCAAUCAACGAAUUGUGAUGAAAUCGGACACAUUAUCUUUGUUUGGUCUCUAAAUGUGCUACUACUACUGUUGUAGGGACACGAAAGCUCUAUCAUACAGCGACAGCAGAUCUCACUCUAACUAAUGGUUUUCGUAUACGAAUAUGACUACUGGAGCCGUUAACCUAUAUCUCAAGACGAAAAACAAAAAAAUAUUCAAGUUCUGAUAGCAUCCUCGGUUCGAGCUACAAACCGAAAAGAGUUCGUUUCUGAAAUGAAUAAUCAGUUCAAAUAGUCCCCUCUGCGGCUGCGUUUAUUUCUUAUACAUGCAUCCGCUGCAGAACAUUGAUAAGAGUGGCAUUAGCGCAAUUUAAAUAAUUUAAUCAGUUCUGAUACGCCAUGCGUUCUGUUUGAUCAUCCGUUCAAAACAAAAGUUUUUUUUUAAACCGUGUUUAAAUUCAACAAAUUGUUUAACGAUGCACCGAAUCCAAUUACAAAUAAUUUCGGUCAGUUUCGUAUCAAUGCUGCUACUGGUACUUGAUUCAAUAAAGCAAAGUGAUGCCAUUGUCGGCGGGAUAAAAUCGGCCCCACCGCCAAUCGAUGAUCCAGUGGUUUUCGUAAGAUAUGUCGGACAAUCUGCCCGGCUAGAAGGAAGUCUAAAUCGGCAAACCGGACUUUACUCCUUCCGUGGAGUACGAUAUGCGGAUGCUCCUACUGGAGAGUACCGCUAUCAGAGACCUCGAUUUAAGCGUCUCAGUGGAGACAUAGAUGCUAUCAAUAAUGGUCCACCAUGUCCGCAACCAGAGCCAAAUAAUCCCUACAAAGUAAUCGGCAACGAGGACUGCUUGUUACUGAAUAUUUAUACUCCACAAAUGCCCGAUGAGACCACCGGUUUACCGGUGAUAGUGUGGAUCCACGGCGGAGGCUACCGCUAUGGAUCAGCGGCUCAAUAUGGAGCAGAACCGUUGACGCAAAACGGUGUAAUUUUUAUUCCAAUUCAGUAUCGUUUAGGAUCAUUCGGCAUUGUCGGUGACGGUAGUCGUGAUUUUUCUGGAAACCUAGCCUUACUAGACAUGGCCACCGCCGUUCGCUGGGUGAAGGAUUACGUUUCGUGGUUUGGUGGAGAUCCCAACCAAAUUAAAGUGAUCGGCCACGGAUCUGGUGCAACCGCUGCAAUGAUUUUAUCGUCAGCCACCAUGGCUCGCAGUGCCAUUGGCGGUGUAGUGGCAAUGUCCGGAUCAUCGCUGCAGCCAAAUUCGUACGAUUCAGAACCUGUUACAUCGUUGAACGAAAUUGUGUCAAAACAUAAUUGUUCUGCUGGAAACGAAACAGAAAUUGUGCGGUGCAUGCGAGGGAAAUCGGUUCAUGAUAUCAUCAAUGUUGAUAGCGAGCUACAAGUGAGUCGUUUGAGUGAUCAAAGAGCGGUGAAAUCAUUGACCGCAAACGUUGGAAUAAGUCCAGCAAUUGAGCAGACAGAUGAUGAUCGAGGAUUGCGUGGUAUUCUUGUGGAGGAACCCUCGGUUACUAUUAGUAAAGAAACAAAUACACGAAACAUCCCUUUGUUGAUAGGGGUGUCCAAAGAUGAAACAGCCAAUGGAAUCGACAUUAAAGAAAUUGAAACAAAAUUCGGCACUGCUACAAAUUUUUUGAAAACUACUAGCGAAAUUGUUGGUCUGAAAAACUUUUUAAAACUAAAUAAAUCAGUUGAUAUGUUAGACUCCCUGGGCAGUGUUCUGGAUUUGUCAAAAUAUUUGGAAAUACCAAAAUCAUGGAACGUGACGCAAGUCUUCGACAAACUCGUCGAGGCGACUACCGAUGCUGUAUUCAAUCUUCCGGCUAUAGUGACAGCACAGUCCUGGAGCAAAGCUGGCAAAUCAUACUUCUAUAGCUUUGAACAUCGUUCGGAUAACACUAGAGGGAGCGAUUUUCUUAGCGGCCUGCCGUUAGUAGCUAAACAAAGCUCUGAUAGGCGAAAAGAUGCAGUAGGACAUGGUGAUGAAUUGGGUAUACUUUUUGAUACGCAUGAUAUUCACGGUAAUUUGAUCACCAAAGCGGUAAUCAAAUCAAAGCGAGACUUGAAUGCAAGACAGGCGUUUGUAGCGUUUAUAGCAAAAUUCGCUUAUAUGAACAGUAGUAACUCCGAGGACGACAGCCUAUUUAAAGCUUUCUCUAGCAAAGGUACUCCGUACACCAAAAUCGGUGAAAAAGCAACGUUGAACAAUGAUUUUAGAUUUUGUCAGUUAUCGAUUUGGGGUGCUCAAUUGGAAUCGAUAAAAUCGAUAUCGUGUAAAUUUUUGGGAGAUGGUCUUGAAAAUUUGGGCAAAGCUGUUGGUGGACUUACUGGACUCCUCGGUGGACAAAAACCUUCAAUUCAAAAACCUGCUAAAGUGCUUGGAAUCAUUUGAAAACCUUACGGAUAGUGUAUGCAUGACAUAAUAACUACAAACAAAAUAACUUUUUUACCACAUUAAAAAGCAAAACAAAAACUAAUAUAGAAGCAAAAGAAAGUAUGAAUGAUAUAUGUUUGAGUCAAUAAAUCAGUAAUCUCUUUGAACAAUCUUUUCAACAUCCUCACACGAAGUCAGAAUUUGAAAAUUAUUAAAUCGGAUCUACUGUUUACUUUUUUGACAGGACUGACAGUUGAGUUCUGGUAGGUUGCGCACAGUGUGAUAGUGUAUCACCAAAUUCGGCAUCAAGUACAGUGGUUCUUCUUUUUGUGCUGUUGAUAAGUGUGCCAAAAUGAGAAAAAGACCGCCGUCACUACGCUUCGUUCUUUUGGCAGUUCAGUUAAGACACGGUACUUUACGUAUGCUUUUUUGGAACCAUUAGGUGGCGUUGGCAAUUCCACGUAAACAGUUAAUGCACUAAUGAGUCAAAGACAAAUUAUUGAAAUAAGAAAAUAGUUAAGUGCACGCAACAAAAACCGGUAUUUAUUCAGAACCAAAACCCCUAAAUCGUUAUAAACAUUGUUCAAAUUCGAAAGCAUAGUAUUGGUACUACAUUCCGUAGUGAAAGUUUAAUUUUGCAGUACGGUUGCAUAAAUAAUAUUACGAUUCUCCAGACACUAUAGGUUCGACACGUGACAACAAGUUUGUAAGGCAAGCGUCCGUACUACAUCGCUAGAAACUACAAAUGCUAUUCAUUUUUUGCCUUUCUCAUAUAGAAAGGUUAUGCAAUCACUGUGAAAACCGACUUUCUAACCGAGGCCCGGAGGACCAAAUGUCAUAGACCAUUCGGGUUGUCUGUGUGUAUGUGUGUGUAUGUAUGUGUGUAUGUAACAAAAAUGUGCACUCGAUUUUCUCAGAGAUGGUUGGACCGAUUUUCACAAACUUAGAUUCGAAUGAAAGAUCUCUUAGUCCCAUUAGUCAAUUGCUAUUGAAUUUUACCCGGAUCGGACUUCCGGUUCGGGAGUAACGCGCUAAAAUACGCAAAAAAUGAAGAAAGAGUGCACUCGUUUUUUUUCAGAUACCGCUCAACCGAUUUUCAUAAACGAAGAUUUAAAUUAAAGGUCUAAUAGUCCCAUAGGUUGCUAUUAAAUUUCAUCUGGAUCCAACUUCCGGUUCGGGAGUAACGGGGUAAAAUGUGCAAAAAGAACUAAAAACGUGCAAUUGAUUUUAUCAAAGCCCGCUCAUCCCAUUUUCAUUAGCGUAAGUUCAAAUGAAAGGUCUUACAACCCCAUAUAAUCUUACCAAAUUUUAUCUGGAUACGAUUUUCGGUUCCGGAAUUACAAACUAAUGAGUAUAUAAAUUUCAUUAUAAGCGACGUGUUUUUAUACAUGACACGGAAAAUUCAAUCAAAUACAUUCAAACAGCCGUGUAAUUCUUGAAUUGAACUGAUUUGGAUAGUGUCAUACGGGAUUCCUGAAUUUUAUCCUGAUCCGACUUCCAGCUCCAAAACUAUAGGGUGAAGUGUGUUUCAAAUUUUAUACCAUCACUUAAAGCGGAGAAACCAAAUACGCAAAAAACUACAAGGAUCAGCCCCAUGGGGUUGUUCGAGCCAUUGAUGUGGAACAAGGCAACCAAAAUAUCUAAUUAUCUACAAUCAAACAGUUCAAUCAAUCGUCACACUUUUGAAUCCGCAAUUGCACGAGAGUCUGUCUACAUUGAUCUUGAUCAGGAACCAACACCGAACAUUGUUUGUUUUAUAACCGACGAAAUUACACCAAUAUCCCAAAUGUAUGCAAUUAUAUCUUUGUACAUACCUGCGACACGAUUUUGAUAUUAAAACUUCUCUUCGCCAAGCUUGCGUUCAAGUUUUGCAUGCAAGAAAUUAUUUUUAUAGCGUUAAGUUUCUCCACCAUUCUGCGAUUUCGGUUGAAGCGAUAAACUUUUUCUCAUUAUCAAUCGAGUUCAUAUUAUAUAAACUAGAAAUUAAUCUUAACCACUCAAAAUUUACCCUGGGGUAGAUAUCAAUUUCUCAGGCGAAACCACAUUACAUGGAAUUUCAUCCGAGCUUGCAUGACACAAGAUCAGAUACCAAUUAAAGCUUUAAAUCGUUUUAUGGCACUUUUUGUCUUGCUAUCUAGCUACAACCUACCUCUAGCAUGCUACGCGUAGGACUGAAACGUUAGCUAUAAUUUUGCUUCUAUUUAUAGACUCGCGUGCUUCCAACAGUUUCGCUUUUGCAUCGAUUGACCAGUCAGAGCGAUGCUUUCACUUUGAUGUAUCGCUUUUUCCUUCCAAACCGUCGUCUAUGACAGGGAAAUCCGAUAUGCCGGAGAUUUUUAGCAAACAAAACAGGACACUGUUCGAUACUAAUCAAAAUUUCAAUCAUUUAUAAUUGAAAAUACGUGGCUUGAUACAUUCAAAUCGAAUCGUAGAAAUAUUUCCAAUCAAAUAAUGAAAUAACAUUAACAAUUGAUACAAAAUAUACUGAGCUGUGAGUGUUUAAAACCUGACCACAUUUCUACGUGUAUUUUUCCUUGAGUUUCUAAAUUGCACCCCUAUAUAGAAAAUAAAGAUGUGUUCCACAUCAAAAAUCUAAAUCAACAUCAAAACUGCUCCAAUCGGUAGUCAUUAUCAGUAGACGGCCAAACAAAGCGAUUCUGGUUAUUCCUUCAAGAAUCGGAGAAAAAUAUUUUGAAGAAUACCACAGUAUUAUAUAUAACUCUACGAUUGAUAUGAGAAAGGCAUUAUUUCCCACUAGGUGUCCGGCUCAUUGCUCCAUUCCAGGCAAUGAAAGAACCGAUAGUUUAGUCAAACGUGGUGGUAUUGCAGAUGAAAUUUGUGAGAGACCGAUUGCUUUCAACGAAUUCUAUAGCGCGUCUCGCCAAAGAACACCUGCCAGCUGACAAGCUUCUUGGGAUAAAGAUGAUCUGGGUCGGUGGAUGCACUCAAUUAUUCCUAAAAUAUCGACAAAGGCAUGGUCCAGGGGACUGGAUGUGAGUAGGGAUUUCAUUCGCGAGAUGUCCAGACUCAUGUCCAAUCACUACACGUUAGAUGCACAUCUCCUUCGAAUUGGACCUUCCGAGACUAAUCAUUGUGCUUGUGGCGAAGGUUAUCGCGAUAUUGAUCAUGACGUUUGGACAUGCGUGGAGUAUCGUGAUCAGAGGUUGAAAUUGUCACGCAUUCUCAAUGAAAGAAACCAUUCCAACAACCUCAUUUUCCAUAUUUUACUGUCUCAUUCGUAAAUGACCGACAUCAGUACAAACGAAGAGAUACGAAGCAUUUUCGUUUCUCAUUGAAAAAAUGAGAGAGUAUAAUUGUCAAUGUCACUCUUUCCUCUAUGACAAGACGAAACCAAACUAGCGUCUUCAGGGAACCACAGCAGAAUUGCAAUUCUCAUUCUUUCAUCGAUGUAUUGAAAAUCUGUGACGCUUGGCUAUAAAGAGUGACUAAAAUAUGACAAAUCGAAGUAAUUACAUCCCAGAACCUUUUUGGAAAUCAAAACUACUACAAAUUCGAGCGCCAACAAGUAAAAGUCAUUGUAACACCUUUUUCUAUUUCGGUUGAAUACCGACACUGUAUACUACGGGAUUUUCACUGAAAAAAGCAAAUGACUGCAAGGGCAAAUGAAAUAAAGAACACAAUUUUAAAACUACUAUCCCGCUUAUGUCAUUGACUUUACAUGGAUUUCGUUCUCACGGUUUGCAAGCGAAGCUGAGAGUGACAGUAAUUUCUCGUCAUUUUCGUCUAUUUUGAGUUAAUGAAAAUGACUUUUAUUAGCUCUGAUCGUGAUGUCAGAUCUCAACUAAUAAAUUCCUUACGUACCCAAGGUAGACUAUCCAAUGUUCGCGACAUUCUUACAUGUCGUGACCUUCUUUUCAUGAAACUUCUUUAUCAUUUCAUUAAGUCCAUUGGAGUUCCAAUUUAAAUUUUAUUUUAUGUUCGACUGUUUUCUCUUCCAUGAGUUCAACCAAUAGCCAACUAUACGAUAUUAAAUAAAAGUGAUGAACUGAUGCAAACAAACUUGAAAUAGUUAUUAGAUCAUGUACAAAAUGAAAGUAUUUCAUUUAAUGUAAUUUAUAAUAGCAAAUCGCUUUAUAAAAACAGUGUUUAGAUUAACUAAUGAAUACCAAAAUAUUAAUAUGAUUUUCGAAAUUUAUUAAGUUUAAAUUACUAUGUAUUGUGGAAGCCCCGGCGAAGAAAAACUUAUGUACAUUGCCUAUGAAAUAAACGUAUUCAUGGGAAAAACCCCACUAGGUGUAUUAAAACAGUUUUUUGUAUUUGAACUAGUAAUACUUUCAAACGAAUAGAUUUCGAAUAUACAGGGUUAUUUUAGCAAAUGGUACAACUGUUUAAUACCGGCUGUCGAUGGAACGUAAUUCAGGUGGUUUGGUGGAUUCAUGUUCUUGAGGAUAAAAUGCAUCAAUAUAGCCUCAUAGCAAUCACAAUAAUAGUAUGAAGCUAAAUUCGGUCAAAAUAAUACUGCAUCAAAAUCGGUAGAGGACUUAUUUGGAUACAUAGAUCAUCAUUGAUAACGCCUGUUAUAGCGAAAAUUUCACUUCAUAGCGGUUUAGGAAGUUUAGAACCUUAUUUGCUUGUAAUCCAACACGCGACACUCACGUGUUGAAAUGUUGGAAUGAAAUUAUUACCCGAAAAAAAUAUAUUGUAGAAAAACAAUACGAUUUGUUAUUACAAAACCUUCCACAAUUUUGC
This is a messenger RNA of Malaya genurostris, 7902 nucleotides long. Its product is annotated as carboxylesterase 5A. NCBI's taxonomy places the organism in Eukaryota, Metazoa, Arthropoda, Insecta, Diptera, Culicidae. The coding region runs from base 1282 to 3210 and encodes 642 amino acids. Gene Ontology annotation, cellular component: synapse; postsynaptic membrane; cell surface. The record is from RefSeq and is a predicted model, not a curated record. The transcript has 2 exons. Gene Ontology annotation, biological process: modulation of chemical synaptic transmission; postsynaptic membrane assembly; synaptic vesicle endocytosis. Gene Ontology annotation, molecular function: signaling receptor activity; neurexin family protein binding.